UAACCCGUCUUGAUCCAGCUCAGCCCUGGGUGUUUGCAGUGGCUGUUUCCGUAAGUCGGGCCAUCUGUUACCUGCGUUCUUCCUGGGAAGAGGCAGUCCCCGUCGGGCCGCUCUGGAGACCCGAUGCCAGCGGUGUGAGGAGGAGGGACUCGCCUUCUUGCCCCCAGGUGGAAAAGGAAAAGCUGCCUUUGCGAGGGGAGGGCUGGACAUGUCUGAGGCGCUGUCCUGCCCCAGCAAUGAGACCCCUGCCCCAGGCUGCAGACUGGGGGCCCUGUACUGGGCCUGUGUCCGCAAUGACCCUGCCCAGCUCCAAGCCAGGCUGGAUGAUGGGGUCUCCCCAGAAGAGGCCACCCAGGUGGACGGCAACGGGAGGACAGGCCUCAUGGUCGCAUGCUACCACGGCUUCGGGAGUGUCGUGGCCCUGCUCAGCCGCUGCCCUUUCCUCGAUGUGAACCAGCAGGACAAAGAAGGAGACACAGCCCUCAUGCUGGCUGCCCAAGCAGGCCACGCGCCUCUGGUGAGUCUCCUGCUGAACUACUAUGCGGGCCUGGACCUGGAGCGCCGGGACCAGCGGGGGCUGACUGCGCUGAUGAAGGCUGCCAUGCGGGACCGCUCGGAAUGCGUGGCUGCCCUCCUCAUGGCAGGUGCUGACCUGACAGCGGUGGAUCCCGUUCGAGGCAAGACGGCCCUGGAGUGGGCACUGCUGACCGACAGCUUCGACACGGUGUGCAGGAUCCGGCAGCUGCUGCGCCGGCCCCAGGUGGAGCAGCUCAGCCAGCAUUACCAGCCCGAGUGGCCAGCCUUGCCCGGGCUCGUGGCCCAGGCCCAGGCCCAGGCCCAGGCCCAGGCCGCCCCAUCUCUCCUGGAGCGACUACAGACCACCUUGAGCCUGCCCUUUGCCCAGUCUCCUCAGGAGGGGGGUGUCCUGGACCACCUCGUGACCAUCACGACCAGCCUGGCGAGUCCCUUCCUUACCACGGCCUGCCAGACCCUGUGCCCUGACCACCCACCUGCACUGGGCACCCGAAGCAAGUCUGUGCCAGAGCUGCUAGGCAGUGCCCCGCCCCCUCCCCCAGUGCCCCAGCCCCCUCAGGUGGUCCCCGGCUCCCGGGUCUUCGUCCCCUACCAGAGCCCUCAGGGCAUGUUGAGCAUGUGCCCUCAGUGGCUACAGCCCAGGGACAGUACCAGCCCCAGGCCCCAAGCUCCCAAGAUCCUCCUCUCCAAGGCACCCUCAUCUCCCUGGCAGUGCAAGCUGAAGCCCCGGCCGUCAGGGCAUCGAAUGCUGGCCCUUCCUCUCUGGAGAUACCAAGAGCUCAGGAUGGAGAGGAGGAGGCAGGAGGAGGAGGAGGAGGCCAGGUUGUCACAGAGCCAGGGGAAGAUGGGCUAGGCUGGGCUGGGAGCAGGUAAUAGGCCCCUUGCUGAGGCCCCUUUGCCCUCUAGAGGCCCUUCAGCCUUCCCAUCCUUCUCUGUGAAUAACCGCUGGACGAGGUUAUUCACACGGCAUUGCUCGCCACAGUAAGAGAGUAGAAACAACCUAAGUAUCCAUCAGUAGGGGACUGGCUAAAUCAAUUAUGGGUGUAAUUACUGUACACCCAUGUGAUAUAUUCUAUAUAGUGGUAAAACAAGAGUAAGAGAGCUCUUUAUGUUCUGAUAUGAAACUAUCUUCAAGAUGUAUUAGGUGAAAAUAACCAAGGAGUGGAACAGUGUGUCUGGCAUGCUACUAUUUGUCAAAGUGAAAUGUGCACCAAGAUAAACUUGACUAAUACAAAUAAAUAGUGGUACCAAGAUUUAUUUAACUACUUAAUGAGUGAACCAGCAGGAUGGAUCAAAGGAAGAAAUGAGGGCCGGCCCUGUGGCCAAGUGGUUAAGUUGGCGCGCUC
Molecule: messenger RNA, 1880 nt
Organism: Equus quagga
Lineage: Eukaryota; Metazoa; Chordata; Mammalia; Perissodactyla; Equidae
Gene: ANKRD33
Product: ankyrin repeat domain 33
Exons: 5
Coding region: 209-1387 (392 amino acids)
Biological process (GO): negative regulation of transcription regulatory region DNA binding; negative regulation of transcription by RNA polymerase II
Molecular function (GO): protein binding
Source: RefSeq, a predicted model, not a curated record